GAAAAGGUAUUCCCCUUGUAGUGUUGAGCAUCGCACACUUGUCGGUGUGAGGUUAUAUAAUUCACCCAUGUGCGCGAAGUGUGUGUAUGUAUGUAGGUGAUCGAUCAUUUUCGCGCGUUUGAUCUGCUUGUGAAGUAGCGCGGUUCCCGAUGUUUCGACACUGUAUGUUGUUGCCUGAGGAACUGAAUUUCCAACGCUAAUGAGAUUAAACCUAUCUUGAAUUCUUUGCAUGAAUUAUUUCCCACCUCAAUAUCCGAUGACUACACCUUUGAAUUGUCGGUGAGUCGGAUUGUUGGAAGUGAUAGUCAUUCGGUGAAAGAAUGAUGCAGAAAACAGUGGAAACAGUGGGCUCGCAGGGAGCAGAUACAAUGUUUGCAGACUUGCUCGAAAAACGACGAGUAUCAAGCGAUGUUAUGUGGAUGUUCCGCUCGCUUCAUCCUGUUUUUCCCCAUAAGUUGCCCAGUGCUCUGCGAUACUCCAGAGAGCAAACUAUCAAAGCAAUCCUGGACAGUCCCAGGAUAGUUUUAUUGAUUCAAGCUCUAGCCAGUGACAGGAAAGUUCCUGUUUCCGUUGUGAAAAAUGAGGCUCGUGAAAUGUUGGAAGAAAUGGCAGGCGCGCCACAAUUGUCAGCGAUCAGGUGUCUAGGUAUCUUAGUGACGAAAGGCUUAAAGAGGAUACUCAAGAGUGUUCGAGUAAAUCAGACUUUUCUGUUGGAUCUUAAAGAAAAAAUGCGUAACGACUCGGUGCAGUACGUUUACGUACCAACUCACAGAAGUUAUUUAGACUUUAUAUUAUGGUCGUACGUACUUUUCUCUAACGAUAUGGCUAUACCAAACAUAGCUAGUGGGAUGGACUUUUAUCGAAUGCAAGUCGUUGGUGAAUUGUUGCGUAAAACAGGAGCGUUUUACAUGCGCCGCAGUUUUGCCACCGACCAAUUAUACAAGGAAGUAUUUAAAGCAUAUAUAUCAUCCAUCGUGAUACAUAGCGAAAGGGCGAUAGAAUUUUUUAUUGAGGGUACGCGUAGCAGGAGUCAGAAAAGUCUGGCACCAAAAUAUGGUUUGCUCGGGAUGAUUUUAGAUGCUUUGUGGAAGGCGGAAGUGCCCGAUAUUAAAUUUGUUCCAGUGAGUAUUACGUACGAUCGUCCAUUGGAAGAGCUAUUAUUUGCGUACGAAUUAUUGGGAGUUCCCAAACCACCAGAAUCCACGACAGGACUUUUUAAAUCGUUGUCAGUUUUGCAAGAACCUUGUGCCUAUGGAAAUGCAUACAUUAAUGUAGCACCGCCUAUUUCAGCACGUCAAUUUCUUGACGUUGAUUCCCUUAGGAAAAGUGCUUUAUCCCCGUAUUCUAAACCGUCAACUGAAGUCGUCACUGGAUUGGCAUAUUCAAUUAUUGACAGUCAGAAACGUCACACCCCGCUUUCACCGUUCAAUCUUAUAGCUUUGCUGUUUAAUGAAAGGGUACACUCUCAUCCUAGAAAGCCUUAUAUUCUUGAAACUUUAUUAGCUGAUUAUCGUUGGCUCAAAGACAUCUUUACUCAUGCAAUAAAGGCUCUAGUUCAUCCUGGAGGGAACAAACCUGGAAGCGAUGUGAAUGACGACGAUGUGAAAAUUGAAGUAUUAGAUUCUCUGUUUACACAUCGCGAGCUGCUUAAAUUUGAUUCAUGUGGUGAAUUAAUGCUGAUGGAAAGACACAGAGAAUCCCAAGCCUGCGAUCCAAGAAAAGUAAAAGGCCAUGUGUUGACUGAGAAAACUAUGCGUUUAGCUGUGCCAGCAAUUAAUAUGGCAACUUACGUGAAUCCCUCGAUGGCAUUCCUGGCUAAGCCAGCUUUAGUAGCAGUAUCUAUUGUCAAAUUUGGUACUAGUAAAGAGUCAUCGUUUGCAAGGUAUACAAUUCUCAGAGAAUUGCUUUGUACCGAGUUUGCACUUGCUUCUGAAAAACCUAUAGCUAUGGCAGAGUGGGAGGAAGGAUUAUCAUUCCUAAUAGCUGAGGAUUGCGUACGGCUUGAGAACAAUUCUUUGGUGACGGGCAAUAACAAUAAACUUUUCUCUCUCCUACGAAAUCUCUUGUUGCCUUUCCUCGCUGCUUCUUAUGUCACGUGCACUGUACUCCAUCAGUGGAACGAUGAAAUCGGUGAAGCUAAAGAAUGCUACAUAUUGAAAAACACACAAAAACAAACAGAGCUGUUAUUAUUCGAGGGUCAAGGAAUAUUUAGAUUCCCUUAUUCUUUAUCUCUCGACCUUUAUACUUCUACACUUGUUAGCCUUGUUUCGAUGGGCAUUAUAAAGUCAUCUGGAAGACCGCCACACACAGCUUACUCCCCUGACAAAAUACGUAUAAGUGCAUUAAUUUCAGAAUUAGAUAAUUUGAAGUUACUCAGUCCUCCAGGAUCGUACCUUGAUAUCAGAAUGUUGCCAGCCGCACGUGCUUCCUCUGUCCCUCAAUCAAAGUUAUGAUUUGGCUUUGUUCGCAGCAUCGCAGUUUUAUCAAUUUUAAGAAUGAGAAUUCUUGAUUAUUGUUUGAAUGCGAAGAAUAGUUCUUGAAAUAAGGUCAACAAUUUUUUUCAUUUCUGUAUUAUAUCUAUUAUUAUUAUAUAUUUUAUUUAUUAAGGCCCUCUCACCGUCAGUCUAAAUCAUACUAUCUGUUAUCCUAGCAAACAUCAAUUUGAAAACGUCAUUUGUUUGUGAAGUUGAAGCAAUUGAACAAAGGUUAUUUUUGCUCUCCUUUGGAUUAAUAGGUGGAAAAUAUAAAGAAACAUUGUUCGCAAGGUAAGACGGAUAAAUAAGCAGACGUUACAAGUUCAUUCUAUCAAUAUUAUUCUUUUGUGGAAGUUUCUACAUUUAUGUAAUUCAAAUAAUCAGUCGCAGCCAAGGUGACAGCUAUUACUUGCGAAUGAAAAAUCGAACUUGUUACAUAAUAUUGUUUGACCUGGAAAGUCAAAAUGAAAAUCCCCAAUCGAUUGAACUGUCAUUAACGUGUAAUUUCUUAAUAUAUUCAUAUAAUGUGUAUCAGGUAUGGCGCGUAAUUUUCGAAGAGCUCAAAUGUGAAAGUAUGUACGUGAAAAACAGUGCAAGUAAAAGACGAGAACUUUGAACAGAAGACGAAACAUUACCAAACUUCGUUCGACGUUUUUUUUUUCAAACGACACUAUACCAAUUGAAAUGUAUUAAAGUUUACAUCUCGAUGUAGCAAUCAAACAUUAAUGAAUUUCCUUGAAUUACGUUUCAUCAUGGAUUCACAUGAUUCAAAUUAUAUUUGAGUUAGCAAUCGUAUAUUAAUAUUAAUCUGUCAUUAACGUCCGUAACGAGUAACAAAAACUUUCCAAUCGAUAUUAGAAAUAACGUUUACAAUAUGUGCUUAAUUCGAAUUUGGGCUCUUUGUUCUAUUCACAUCCUGGAUUACAUAAUAGCGAGUUAGUAUUUACCAGUUUAAUGGUGCCAUAUAAUAACGAAUGAAGUUGAGCCUGAUGAUUCAGUGAAAAACGCGUAGUAUUACCUACCAUAUCUAUUAUAUGUAUAUCGGGCAUUCCACAUCAAACCAACGGAUCAUGGACCUUACCCCCUCAGAUUUUGAUGUCCAAUAGAUUUUUUUGGCUUUUUUCGGUCAAAAAUUGAUACCUCUAAUUUUUCGAAAUUUUUCCGCUAAUUUGGAAAAGUGUCGCGAAUCAAAAUAUCCUUUAUGCGACGAUGGACAUUUUUAAAAUCGAUGAAAUUUUUUUGUAAAAUCAGGUAUUUCAAAACACAUCUUUUCGUCAUGACUCAAAAAUGGGAUGAAAAUGCUGAAUAUUUUUUUUUGGCAUCGAAAUUUUUGGGAUUUCCUGAUCUCCCGAUGAAAAAUUAUACACUUUUUACUGAAAAUAUUGAUGUCAUUUAUAUGUAUAUACUAUUUGCUAUUUUUUUUUAGUAGCAUUUAGUCCAAUAUUACAAAUUUUAGGUAAGUUAGGCUACCCACGUUUCGAGUUUUUCAAAAAUGUCUGGUUUCCCACAGAUCUCAGGGCUUACGAAGAUUUCGGGUUCCCCAACAAUUUCGGGAUUGCCAAAAAACUCGAUCCGAUACAAACCCGUCCCGAACCCAAACCUUGCUUCACAAGCUUUCGGGAACUCGCACCUCCGCAAUAUGUAUACAUACGUAUACGUAUAUGGUGUUUCUUCGCAGUCUUGCUAAAUCGUAUAAGGUGAUUCGCAAAUUUUCAUGAAUUUAAGAGACUGAUUUUUUCACAGAAUAUUAUUAAAUGGCACAUACUAAUUCGUAUUAGAUGUUUAAAGUAUUGCUCUUUCCUUCGUGGCAUCGAAGAUGGUAUACGAAUGGAUUCAAAUUACUGAUGGCAUUUGUAUUGUUUAUAUCUAUAGCAGUGAUUUUUUUCAUUAUAUAUAAUGUAUUUGUGUGUGCCAAUGUAUUACAAACCUUAGUAUUACGCUAUGAAACACAUCUACACGUACGAGGUUCACGAAAACUUAACUAAAGUUCCAUAUCUAACCGGAUAUGCCUUCGUCGUGUAGUAGAGGAAUAAUCAAAAAUAUAACAGUAAUCGGUAGUGAAGAAAUCAAAUUCAUGUGUUUGUCACGUUCAUUCAUAAGUUCAAGCGCGUAUAAAUUCUUAUAUUAAUCUGGAACAUAAGGUGAAAAGUAAAAGAAUAACUGUUUGUAUAACAUGACUGAAAUAUAAAUAAUAACAAAAAUAAUAAUAAAAAAAUAACGGUUAUAAUAAUUAUAACGAUUAUUUUGUUCAGUUGAAGA
Molecule: messenger RNA, 4733 nt
Organism: Neodiprion virginianus
Lineage: Eukaryota; Metazoa; Arthropoda; Insecta; Hymenoptera; Diprionidae
Gene: Dhap-at
Product: dihydroxyacetone phosphate acyltransferase
Exons: 7
Coding region: 321-2453 (710 amino acids)
Biological process (GO): ether lipid biosynthetic process
Cellular component (GO): mitochondrial membrane; peroxisomal membrane
Molecular function (GO): glycerone-phosphate O-acyltransferase activity
Source: RefSeq, a predicted model, not a curated record